AUGAUAAGACCAAGUAACAGUCCAUACUCUUCUCCCGUAUUGUUGGUGAAAAAGAAGGAUGGCACAUGGCGGUUUUGUGUAGACUAUAGAGCUCUCAGUCAAAUCUCCAUACCCGAUAAGUUUUCGAUUCCUACAGUUGAUGAAUUAUUAGAUGAGCUCUUUGGAGCCACCAUGUUCUCUAAGAUUGAUCUUCGUGCCGGGUACCAUCAGAUGACAAUGAAGCCUAAGGAUAUUUAUAAAUCGGCAUUUCAAACUCACGAGGGUCACUAUGAAUUUGUUGUGAUGCCUUUUGGACUCAUGAAUGUGCCUUCGACAUUUCAGUCUGCCAUGAACAGCUUGCUCAAACCAUUUCUGAGAAAAUUUUACAAAACACCAGUGAAUAUUCAACAGCUUCGCAGUUUCCUUAGUCUUACUGGUUAUUACCGUCGCUUUGUAAAGAAUUAUGCAACCAUAGCUGCUCCACUCACGUCAUUACUUCAAAAAUAUGCUUUCAUAUGGUCUCCAGCAGCUGACGAAGCUUUUGAACAGUUGAAAUCAGCCAUGACUCAGACUCCAGUGCUAGCCUUACCCAACUUCGAGCAACCAUUCACUAGAGAAACCGAUGCAUCAGAGAAAAAGUUAAAUUCCAAAAUACAACAAGCUUCCACUUAUAUUCGAGAGUUGUAUGCAAUUACAGAAGCAGUGGCUAAAUGGCGUCAAUACCUUUUGGGCAGAAAAUUUCUCAUCAAAACUAAUCACAAGAGUAUUAGGGAAUCGAUGUCACAAAUGAUUCAAACACCAGAGCAGCAUAGGUUCCUGGUUAAAUUAAUUGGCUUCAACUUUGAAAUUGUCUACAACCCAGGAGCCAACAAUUGUGUGGCGGAUGCUCUCUCUAGAAAAGAUAAAGAGAAUGUUACUUCGAAAGUGCCAGCAACACUGUUGACAUUGCAGGCCAUUGCCCAAGAUGGUGCAGCUUUUCCUCGUCAUCGGAUACAUCAAGGUUUGAUCUGGCACAAGGGUCGUAUCUUGUCACAAUUUAAAUGGCCACGCAUGCCGGAAGAUAUUAACCAUUUUGUCCAAACAUGCCCUGUGUGUCAACGGACAAAAUAUGAGACUUUGACUCUUGUAGGCACCUUGCAACCACUUGAGGUUCCGGUACAGAUAUGGGAAGACUUGACUAUGGAUUUCAUUGUGGGGCUUCCGCUAUCUCAUGGUUUUACAUCCAUUAUGGUAGUUGUAGAUCGACUGUCAAAGUAUGCCCAUUUUGCUUCUCUUCCAACUGGUUUCAAUGCUACAGUGGUCGCCAAUACAUUUAUUCAGAAUAUCUGUAAAUUGUACGUAUUCCAUCUUCCAUUAUCAGUGAUCGAGAUCCUAUUUUUCUCAGCAAAUUUUGGCAAGAAUUAUUUCUUCUUAGUGGAACUAAGUUGA
Molecule: messenger RNA, 1407 nt
Organism: Olea europaea var. sylvestris
Lineage: Eukaryota; Viridiplantae; Streptophyta; Magnoliopsida; Lamiales; Oleaceae
Exons: 5
Coding region: 1-1407 (468 amino acids)
Molecular function (GO): nucleic acid binding
Source: RefSeq, a predicted model, not a curated record